AUGGGCAUUACUUUUGCUGUGAAUCCUUCCAUUUUUGAUGUAAGGGCACGACCUAAUACUGAUAUUGGUGAAGCUCUCUCCAAUGCUUGGAAACAAGCAUGUGCAUCUCCCACCCAAUCUGAAUUACGAAUUCCAAAAGGCACAUUCAAGUUAAAACGAGCGACAUUAAACGGACCAUGUAAGGCUCCAAUUAAGAUUAAUCUCCAAGGCACGUUGCAAGCUCCAAGUGACCCCGCUGGUUUCAAAGAUGGAGAUGGAUGGGUUACUUUUGAACGUAUUGACAAACUAACUUUAAUGGGUGGUGGUAGUUUUGAUGGGCAAGGCAAAGGAGUGUGGGGCAAGCAUUGCUCCCAAGGACAAUAUUGCAGUAAACUUCCCAUUAAUGUGAGAUUCGACUAUGUCACUAAUUCGAUAAUUCAAGAUGUAAUAUCACGUGAUAGCAAACAAUUUCAUAUCAAUGUAUUGGGUGGCCAAAACAUUACAUUUUCACGUGUUCGAGUAGAUGCUCCAGAAGAUAGUGCUAAUACUGAUGGAAUUCAUAUUGGACGUUCAAAUGGAGUAAACAUCAUUGACUCAAUUAUUCAAACAGGGGAUGAUUGUGUUUCUUUAGGAGAUGGUAGUAAACAAAUAACUGUUAGAAAUGUUACUUGUGGACCAGGACAUGGUUUUAGCAUUGGAAGUUUGGGAAAAUAUAAAGAUGAAAAACCUGUCGAAGGAGUCCUUUUCAAGGGUUGUACAAUGAAAAAUACAAUGAAUGGUGUUAGAAUCAAAACAUGGCCCGAUUCUACAGAUGGUUUGGCAUCAAACAUGCAUUUUGAGGAUAUUAACAUGGAAAAUGUUGGCAAUCCAAUCCUCAUAGAUCAAGAGUAUUGUCCAUGGAACAAUUGCAACAAAAAGGUUCCGUCAAAAAUUAAGCUCAGUAAUGUUAGCUUCAAGAAUAUUCAUGGUACUACUACAUCAUCAAUUGCGAUAAACUUAAUUUGUAGCAGUGGAUAUCCAUGUCAAAAUGUGGCAGUUGAGAACAUCGAUCUAAAAUAUAAUGGACCAGAAGGUCGUAUUACGUCUCAAUGCAAAAAUGUGAAGCCAAAGACAAUCGGCAAACAAAAUCCUCCUCCAUGCAUUGCAAUAUGA
Molecule: messenger RNA, 1131 nt
Organism: Cannabis sativa
Lineage: Eukaryota; Viridiplantae; Streptophyta; Magnoliopsida; Rosales; Cannabaceae
Product: polygalacturonase-like
Exons: 5
Coding region: 1-1131 (376 amino acids)
Biological process (GO): carbohydrate metabolic process
Molecular function (GO): polygalacturonase activity
Source: RefSeq, a predicted model, not a curated record